CGAUGUGACGCACCAAUCAUGUUGAAACAGUUUGACCUUCAAGUGCUCGCAACCUCCAUCAGUGGACGAUACCCCUUAAGCGUUGCCCGUUUGUGUUUUUAGUGCUGUAUACAAUAGUGGUCAAUUGACAAACUUACACGAUGAUUUCUUCUCGUUUUGGGAUAUGCCAGUCAGCUAUUACAAGAUGUCUGAAACAGCAUGCUUCGGCGUAUCACAAGAAUGUCAUAGAUCAUUAUGAGAACCCUCGUAAUGUAGGCUCAUUCGAUAAGAAAGACAUGUCUGUCGGUACUGGUUUGGUUGGUGCACCGGCCUGCGGAGAUGUUAUGAAGCUCCAAAUAAAGGUAGACGAAAAUGGGAAAAUAAUAGAUGCAAAAUUUAAAACAUUUGGUUGUGGUUCCGCAAUUGCAUCCAGUUCACUGGCAACUGAAUGGGUUAAAGGCAAAACAAUUGAUGAAGCUUCAAAAAUAAAAAAUAGUGAUAUUGCCAAAGAACUAAAACUUCCACCCGUCAAAUUGCACUGUUCUAUAUUUGUUAAUCUAUUCUAAAUGUUUACAGAACAUAGAAAUAAGUAGCACAACCUAAGUAAAUUUUAUGAAUGCAAGUACUUGAAUUGUUAGCUCGAAUCUCUAUAGCUUGUGGUAUGUGUAAAAAGUGAGGACAGAGUAAACUUUGCAUCACUUUGGGUUUAUCAUAACAAUACUUGUUCUUUGAAGUUAAAUUUCUAUCUUUCCAUUCUAAGAAAAUUCAAAAAUGGUACAUUAUCGCUAAAUUAUCAAAAAAUGUUUCUAUUGUUCAAGGCUAAUUAAGUUUCAAAGUUGAUGAAAUCUUCAUUACUCACUAAAUUCGAGUUCUGUAAAUCUUCAUCAACUUAGGUAGCUUUGAUUUAUUAAAAAGAUGUCUAUUGGCCGUCUAUUUCAACGCAUAAUGUUGAUUGGGAUAUGAGUAGCUUUAGAAGAUUGAAAACUGACAAACCAAAACUUGGCAUCAGUUUAUGAAACAAUCGAUUGCCUAUUUGAUCAGUGUAGGGUAGCUGUAAGCUAUAGUUCAAGUUGACAUGGUUGAAAAGCGAUCUUGGUAGUUCAUAUAUAUAUUGUCUACAUAUUCUUACUUCGCUAUAUUUUUAAAAUUGUCCUUGGUUCGAGUUUUUUCUGUUAUUUUUGUGUUUGACAUUUAGUGCUUGCUGAAGAUGCUAUCCAGGCCGCUAUUAAAGAUUACAAGAAAAAGUCUACUUGAGUAUUACUUUAUAUACACACAUCAAUCCCAAUCAUAUUCAACGUCAUAAUUUCUCAUUUCACUUGGAUAGAUAUUAUUGUAAAUCAUAAGCACUAUAUUGAAAGUAAUUUUGUUAUCUAACAAAUUUAACUAUUGAUACAGCGAUGCUCUCAUAAAAAUAAAAUUUAUUUUCAUCUACUAA
Molecule: messenger RNA, 1414 nt
Organism: Schistosoma spindalis
Lineage: Eukaryota; Metazoa; Platyhelminthes; Trematoda; Strigeidida; Schistosomatidae
Source: the annotation of a GenBank genome assembly